GCCCGCCCCCGCCCCAGCGGCGCCUCUUAGCGUUGGGGCUACCGCGGCAGCGCAGCUCAGUCAGGCUCCCCACCGUCCGCCGCGUGGUGCGCCGCCCGCCCCCGUCGCUCGCCCAUUACUGGCGCGGCGCCGCCCGCUGCAGGCUCGCAGCAGACCAUGCGCCCCCUGAGCCCGCCGCCGGCCGGCUGGUUCUGCGUGCUGGCCGGCGUCCUCGCCUGUGUCCUCGGCCCCGUGGGCAGCUGGGCAGUCGGGUUGCAGCAGGAGGAGUGUGACUAUCUGCAGAUGAUCAAGGUACAGCACAAGCAGUGCCUGGAAGAAGCCCAGCUGGAGAAUGAAACAUCAGGCUGCAGCAAGAUGUGGGACAACCUCACCUGCUGGCCGGCCACCCCUCGGGGACAGGUGGUUGUCUUAGCUUGCCCUCUCAUCUUUAAGCUCUUCUCUCCCACUCAAGGCCUCAACGUGAGCCGCAACUGCACAGACGAGGGUUGGACGCCCCUGGAGCCUGGCCCCUACCCCAUUGCCUGUGGCAUGGAUGACAAGGCAUCGGGUUUGGACGAGCAGCAGACAGUGUUCUACAAUUCUGUGAAGACCGGCUACACCAUCGGCUACAGCUUGUCCCUCGCCGCCCUUCUGGUCGCCACCGCCAUCUUGAGCCUGUUCAGGAAGCUCCACUGCACUCGGAACUACAUCCACAUGCACCUCUUCAUAUCCUUCAUCCUGAGGGCCACCGCCGUCUUCAUCAAAGACUUGGCCCUCUUCGACAGCGAGGAAUCAGACCACUGCUCCAAGGGCUCGGUGGGCUGUAAGGCAGCCGUGGUUUUAUUCCAGUACUGUGUCAUGGCCAACUUCUUCUGGCUGCUGGUGGAGGGCCUCUACCUGCACACCCUACUUGCCGUGUCCUUCUUCUCUGAGCGGAAGUACUUCUGGGGGUACAUAUUCGUCGGCUGGGGGGUACCCAGCACCUUCAUCAUGGUGUGGACCAUCGUCAGAAUCCAUUUUGAGGAUUAUGGAUGCUGGGACACCAUCCACUCCUCACUGUGGUGGAUCAUAAAGGCCCCCAUCCUCGCCUCCAUCCUGGUGAACUUCAUCCUAUUCAUUCGCAUCAUCGGAAUCUUGGUUCAGAAACUGCGACCCCCAGAUGUCGGGAAGAGUGACAGCAGCCCAUACUCGAGACUAGCCAAGUCCACUCUUCUGCUGAUCCCCCUAUUUGGAGUGCACUACAUCAUGUUUGCCUUCUUCCCUGACAAUUUUAAGGCCGAAGUGAAAAUGGUCUUUGAGCUCAUCGUGGGAUCUUUCCAGGGUUUUGUGGUGGCCAUCCUCUACUGCUUCCUCAAUGGUGAGGUGCAGGCAGAGCUGCGGCGGAAGUGGCGGCGCUGGCACCAGCAGGGCGUCUUGGGCUGGGACUCCAAAUACCAGCACCCGUCAGGAGGCAGCAACGGGGCCACGUGCAGCACGCAGGUCUCCAUGCUGACCCGUGUCAGCCCCAGUGCGCGCCGCUCCUCCAGCUUCCAGGCCGAAGUCUCCCUGGUCUGACCGCUGGGUGCCUAGAGGCCCAGGGCGGCCCCUCCUGCCUGCGCCCACCUACCCUCCAUGGCACCAGGGGCAGAGGCUUGCUGGGUGAGGUCAGACCCAGUCCUGGACUCAGAGGCUGCCUGGGCCCCCAGGUCACUGUCCAGAAUUUUCUGGAGAACGCUGCCCUUGCACCUGCCUCGGGAGACAAGAGUGCUUAGACUGGGGAGUGCUGAGAGCUCUUACCUGGAAGUUGUGGGGCGGAGCUAUCAUCAGACUCCGCCCCCAAGCGUUCUACCAAUCAAGGGCAAGAUAUUUGCAUACGCCCAAGACUCCAGUCCCUGGUAACUCUCAAGAGGACGGCAACUGCCUAUACCGAGACAAUGCAUAUGGGAACAUGCAUCUUCUGAAGGAACAAAGGUCUUACACCGAAAGGUCACCUGCCACCACCACCUCAAUAGUGCCUGAAGUUCUCCCAUUGAAGUGGAGUGGUCCCAGGAUAGCUGGGACAAUUUGAAGAGACUGCCACCAGCCCUACCCAUCCCUAUGGGCUGUGGGGACUGCCCUUGGCUACCUACCUGUGUGUCAGCUGUUAGAAUCAGGCUCAGAGAUGUGCACUUAGUGGGUCUCUUAAUCCUCAUAUCAACCCAGCAAGGCAAGAACUUCUGUCCCUGUUUCACAGUGAGCCUUAUAGAGAACAGAUUCUUCACCUUAUCACACAGACAGGAUUUGAACUCAGAUCUUGCUGAUGGUAAAGUGAAAACACAUUUUUUUUUUUUAAUUUUAUGGCCACACCUGCAGCACAUGGAAGUUCCUGGGCCAGGGAUUGAAUCCAAGCCACAGCUGUGGCAAUGCCAGAUACUUUAACCCACAUUUCCCCAGUUACCCGAGCUGCUGCAGUUUCUUAACCCACUGUGCCACAGCGGGAACUCUGAAAACACAUACCCUUAACUGCUGCCAUCUAUGUAUUGUAACAAGCUGGAUCUCUUGGUUAUUUGUAUUGCCACUGAUAUUGUUAUUACCACCAUUUCUGCAACCCCAUCCUCACCCCACCCUCCUGGAGUGUGGCUAAGGUGUCCUCAGGGCCAUGUACCAUCUGGACAAGAGCCUGGUGGUUGUCACGUCCUGGGUCUGCUGUGCACUCCUGAGGCCACACAGCUUCCUACCCAUGCCAUAGCCAGAAGAUCCCUUGGGGUUGCAAACAGGCUGGUGCAAUAAUAAAUGCUGGGUUGGAUUGGC
Phacochoerus africanus (Common warthog) is the source of this 2748-nucleotide messenger RNA. RefSeq names its product vasoactive intestinal peptide receptor 1 (gene VIPR1). Gene Ontology annotation, cellular component: plasma membrane. Lineage: Eukaryota; Metazoa; Chordata; Mammalia; Artiodactyla; Suidae. Gene Ontology annotation, molecular function: peptide hormone binding; vasoactive intestinal polypeptide receptor activity; G protein-coupled peptide receptor activity. The transcript has 13 exons. The coding region runs from base 157 to 1533 and encodes 458 amino acids. The record is from RefSeq and is a predicted model, not a curated record. Gene Ontology annotation, biological process: adenylate cyclase-modulating G protein-coupled receptor signaling pathway; cell surface receptor signaling pathway.